AUGGGCAAAUACAAUCUCACAGCGCUCCGAGUCCGACAGACGGCGCUCCGACAGAAGGAGGCUGGUAAGACUCACCAGAUCCCGAAAUGGAUUAAUGUCGUGCGCGAUAUACCCCCCGCCCAGGUCCUUGUGCGGAACCAACAACAGCAGCACCAGCUCGUCCGACAGCGUGUGAAAACGCUUCCCGGAGCCUCGAAGCCGCAGGUCGUUUUUGAAGUUCAAGAGAAGCGUGUGAAGCCGAAAAAAGCCAGCCGUAUGUUCCUGCCCACCGAGAUCAAGUACGAAGAGGACCUGUUGCGAAAGGAGUUUUUCCGUGAUCACCCCUGGGAGCUUGCGAGACCCCGAGUUGUGCUUGAAAGUACCGGAAAGGAUUAUGAAAAUUAUGACUGGAGCCGGCUCCAGCAACCAGGCAAGCGAUUGGAUGGUGAGAGCGUCGUCCAGCGUCAGCUCUGGCUCCUUAACAAUGUCCCCGAUAUGACUAAGAGCACCGCCUAUGAUAUUGCGCGCCGUGAAUUCUAUCGUCUACGUCUCCAGGAAGAUAUUGAACGACGAGUCGCUGCCGAAGAAGCCGAGGCCACCGGCGCUACAUUCGGACCUACCCGCCUUGAAGUCGGCAUGGAACUUGAAAACCAAGAAUAUGAACGCUGGAAGGUAUGGGCUAAAUCGGAAGCCCAGGUCCAGGAACAGAGGACAGCAGCCUUUACCGGUGCUCCGGAGAUCCCAAGUACUGAAGCAAGCUUGGGGCUAGAGGAAGGGGCUGAAGAGAGGCAGCCUCAGCAGGCGUAG
Messenger RNA from Aspergillus bombycis, 786 nucleotides. RefSeq names its product mitochondrial 37S ribosomal protein mS23 (gene rsm25). Gene Ontology annotation, cellular component: mitochondrial small ribosomal subunit. Lineage: Eukaryota; Fungi; Ascomycota; Eurotiomycetes; Eurotiales; Aspergillaceae. The coding region runs from base 1 to 786 and encodes 261 amino acids. The transcript has 2 exons. The record is from RefSeq and is a predicted model, not a curated record. Gene Ontology annotation, molecular function: structural constituent of ribosome.